This is a messenger RNA of Ziziphus jujuba (common jujube), 1525 nucleotides long. Its product is annotated as beta-glucuronosyltransferase GlcAT14C. The record is from RefSeq and is a predicted model, not a curated record. Gene Ontology annotation, molecular function: glucuronosyltransferase activity. The coding region runs from base 239 to 1501 and encodes 420 amino acids. NCBI's taxonomy places the organism in Eukaryota, Viridiplantae, Streptophyta, Magnoliopsida, Rosales, Rhamnaceae. The transcript is spliced from 4 exons. Gene Ontology annotation, cellular component: membrane.
AAAAAAAAAAAAAAAAAACUUUCAAAAAACCUUUCAAGCCGACAGAUCCCCCUUUACGCUACGCUCUCUCAACCUCUCCAAACAACCACAACCAACUCCAAAGUCCCAAAAUUUCUAUAACCGAAAAAAAAAAAAAAAAAAAAGAAAAAAAGCUGAAAAUCAUAAUCUCCACCAUUUUCCCCCAAUUCCAAUGCCUACCAAAACCCUAAUUUAGCCCCUCCCAUUCUCACCAUUCCCAAUGAAAAAACCUCACUUUCCCCAUUACCUCGAUCGAAAAUGGCUUCUUCUUCUUCUCACAACCUCCGUACUCUUCCUCUUGCUCCUACUCACUGUAACUCUCGCUCAGCCCAGGUUCUCAUCCCCAUCCGAUUUUGCCUACGACCAGCGGCAAUUAGCAUUUCUGGACCGAGAUUUCGGCGAUGGGAAUGAUCGAUUGGGUCUUCCGAAACUGCCCAGAUUGGCUUAUUCGUUGACGGGGACGAAAGGGGAUGGACCGCAAUUGAGGCGGCUACUUCAGGCGCUGUAUCACCCGAGGAAUUACUAUGUUCUGCAUCUGGAUCUGGAAGCUUCGGAUGCUGAGAGGCUUGAGCUGGCCAAGUAUGUCAAAUCUGAGGCUUUGAUUGAGAGGUUUAAGAAUGUGAUGGUGGUGGGCAAGGGCAAUUUGGUCACUUACAAAGGUCCUACUAUGAUUGCCUCUACGCUUCACGCGGUUGCGAUUUUGCUUAAAAAGUCCAAGGAUUGGGAUUGGUUUAUCAAUCUGAGCUCGUCCGAUUACCCUCUGAUGCCUCAAGAUGAUAUCUUGCAUAUUUUCUCAUACUUGCCAAGAGAUUUGAACUUCCUUGAGCACACGAGUAAUAUUGGCUGGAAAGAGAAUCAAAGAGCAAGGCCUAUCAUUAUAGAUCCAGGCUUGUAUCACACGAAGAAAUCUGGAGUAUUUUGGGCCAAAGAGAGAAGGUCUAUGCCUGCUUCCUUCAAAUUAUUCAUGGGAUCUGAAUGGGUGGUGUUGACAAAACCAUUUCUUGAAUUCUGUAUUUGGGGAUGGGAUAACCUCCCUCGGACUCUGCUCAUGUACUAUACGAAUUUUCUGUCAUCCCCUGAGGGCUAUUUCCACACUGUCGUUUGUAACCACAAGGACUACCAGAACACAACCGUGAAUCAUGACUUGCAUUAUCUAAAGUGGGAUAAACCCCCAAAGCAGAAUCCUGUUGCUCUGACAUUGGAGCAUUUUGAUGAAAUGGUUCAGAGUGGAGCUCCUUUUGCCCGUAGGUUUGCCAAGGAUGAUCCUGUUCUCAACAAAAUCGACAAUGAGCUGUUGAGGAGGUCUGGUGACCGGUUUACUCCUGGCGGUUGGUGUCAAGAGACUUCUGUUUUACAUAAAGAUAAAUGUUUAGUUUACGGGAAUCCAAAUGUUGUUAAACCAACUAUAAGUUCAAAAAGGCUAGAGAAACUCAUUGUGAAACUUCUUGAUUCUGAUAAUUUCAGGUUAAAGCAGUGUAAAUAGUCUUUCAAGGCUCAGUUUUUUCUC